AUGAAGCAGCAGCUCAAGGACACGAUGGAUUCAGACACUGCAGAGGAUUUCCGACACUCCAAGGAUCCUGUCGAUCGCGUGCUGUGGCACAUGCGGUCGGAGGAAUCCCGCACCUUCAAGAAUUGCAUCUCCGCGGCGAAGAAGAUAAAGAUGUAG
Molecule: messenger RNA, 156 nt
Organism: Symbiodinium sp. CCMP2592
Lineage: Eukaryota; Dinophyceae; Suessiales; Symbiodiniaceae
Source: the annotation of a GenBank genome assembly